GACUGCUUACAAUCUGCAAAAAAAGAAGAAGAAAAAAAAAAAGGAAUGACAGGCAUUUCAAUCCGGAGACUCGGAGCUCGGCUGCGUUUAUCACGACUUCACAAAGUAUGGAAAAGCUCUUUUGAGAAGCGGAUCUCAGAGCCGGAGGAGUGAAAUGCGUCUGCUGUUAUGUCGAUCGAGUGGGCUUUGUUGCACAAGUUCUUGGGGCGUCGUAUGAUUUUUGUUUAGAGGCCCAUUGGAGAUCGACAUGGGCCAGACAUCUGUCUCCAGCUUGUCACAGAGAGCGAGCGUGGAGGGGCUGGAAAAAUCUUCUCUUGCCAACUGUGAUGUGGUGGGAAGCUCUCAGUCUCCUCAGUUGAAAGGAAAGGGGAAGCUCUCUUCACUGGGUAAGAUCUUUAAACCUUGGAAAUGGAGAAAGAAGAGAACCAGUGAUAAGUUCCAGGACCUCUCUAAAGUUCUGGAGAGGAAAAUAUCCACCAGGCAAACACGAGAAGAGCUCAUAAGAAAAGGUGUACUUAUUCCAGACCAAGAUGAUCCUUUGAACACAGAGACCUUGAAUGGUCAUGCGGUGCCCAGUGGAGUUACUGAAAAGGUCAAAGUGGACAUUGAAACACCAGAACCAGUCCCGGAAGAGAAAUCAGACUUAGCGGCUGUGGCAGAGGAGCCAGAAGAAAGAAAUGACAGCAAGCGCGUCCCACAAGCCAGUGAAUCAUCCGCUCUAAAACCCCCUGCUAAAAAACCCCCGACUACACUCCCAAAACCCUCAGCUGAAGCCACGAGCACAGGCGUGAAGAAAGGGGGGCAAGCAGGAGCUAAAAAGGUAACCAAGGCUACCAAUAAGCAGGUCUCCGCUCCUCCACCCAAACAAACCUCAAGAACUGCCACUCGUAGUAAUGCUAAAGCUUCAAAUGCUAAAAAAACUACAGGCACAUCCAAAGGAUCCUCUCAGGCGUCAGGUCAAUCAUCUUCACAGACCUCCUCGAAAACCUCCAAAAACAACAACUCAGAACUUACUGCUGGACAAGCCAAGUCUGGCAAGAAGACUGAACCCUCCAGGUCGCAGCAGCCCCUUUCUAAAACACGAGAGACUGUGGAAAGCACCUCUAAAAAGGACCAAAAGAAAAAAGAAUUAACCACUAGUGUUAAUGAAAAGGCUGAAGAGAAAUCUCAGAACGGGAAGGGUGACAGUCAUCUUUCGAAGUGUGCAGAGACUGACAAAAGACAAUCUCAUGUUAACCAGGCCACAGAGGAAACCUCCUUCAUUGGAUCCUCAAAUGAACUUUCGUCAGACGCCUCAGCUGAACCGGUGAACGCAGAGACUGAAACACAGAAAGAGAAGGCAGAGCAGACACAAAGUAUUGCUGGGAAUGAAGAAGGAGAGAGACAGCAAACCGUCAAUGUGGAAAGUGCAGAGGUGACCAUCAUUCCUGACACCAUUCGGGAAAACCAGGCAAAUGACUCUGAUUCAGAUGGACCUAUUCUCUAUAAAGAUGAUGACGAAGAGGAGGAUGAAGAUGAUGAGUAUACCUCUAGCUCCCUUGCCAGUAAAAUUCGCCGCAGGGACACACUUGCUAUCAAACUUGGUAACAGGCCCAGCAAGAAGGAGCUUGAAGAGAAGAACAUUCUCCCACGAACCUCAGAGAUGGAGCGACAGGAGCUACGACAGCAAAUUGGCUGCAAAUUAGUCAGACGGUUGAGUCAAAGACCCACCACAGAAGAGCUUGAACAGCGAAAUAUUCUGAAACAGAAAAAUGAGGAAGAAGAACAUGAGGCCAAGCAGGAGAUUAAAAGACGACUGUCCCGAAAGCUUAGCGUUCGGCCCACAGUCGCAGAAUUGGUGGCACGCAGAAUUUUGCGCUUCAAUGAAUAUGUGGAGGUCACAGAUGCUAAAGACUAUGAUCGACGAGCUGACAAGCCCUGGACCAGGUUAACCCCCGCAGACAAAGCUGCUAUACGUAAGGAACUUAACGAGUUUAAAAGCAAGGAAAUGGAAGUCCAUGAAGAAAGCAAACAAUUUACAAGGUUUCAUCGGCCAUGAGGGGGUCUUUCUGGAGGCUUCUGAAUGGAGGGUCUUUUCCUCCUGCAGAGAGUGAACAGACUGACUCCCUGCAGCCGCCGGCUCUUCUCUGGCACCCGCUGCACUUCAUUUACUGCUUUGAGCCACUAGAGGGCUUCAUCGCUGCUAAAAAAAUGGGCCUCCAAUGCCAUUAUGAAGAGAGAUUGAGAGAGCGAGGGACCUUCAAAGAAGCAAAAGAAAUGCAAUGGAUCUGUCAUGUUUUUUUUUUUCAUAUCUGUAAUAUUUUGCACACACUAAGGACAAAAACUUGCACUCUUUUAAUUUAAAGCGUCCCUGAUAUUCUCUCAAGGUUGAGCACAGCGGUGUUAAAAAGCCACGCGCUGUGACUCAUCGGUGGCUUGCAUUGUUGCCGCGUGCAGCUCUGAGGGUUUCUUUUUGUAUAGAUGACAUAUUUCGAGCAGUAUUCGUGCAGUAAUAUCUAUGAAUAUCCAUGCAUGUGAUGAAGAAGAUAUUUUAUAGGAUUCAUGUAUCAGUGUACAAUACAUGGACGUUAUUUGGACAUUGUGAUGUCCAGGUUGGUUACUGCCAUUAUUCCUCUGUGUAUUCAGAUUAAUCUGCAAUAUAAUAGAAUGUACUCCGAUUUUUAUGUUGUGCCUUGACAGUGUUGUUUUGUUUGACCUGAAAAUGUCUGAUUACUUGAGAUGCACAGCUAUAGAACAAAAGAGACCGUUUGAUCAUUUACGAUUUUGUUCAGAUUUCUUAAAUAGUUAUUUAGUUGCAUGUUUUCAGACAUGUUUAUCAUAAUACUAAUGUUUUAACUUCAGUAGAGUUGAGAAAUCAAUAUUUGGUGAAGUUUUCUUAAUGAAAAGAUUUAUUAUUCUGACUAAUUGUCAUUUCCCAUGGAAGAAUAAUGCCAUAAAAUGUUUAAAAUGAGGAAUUUUAGUGUCUAAAGGACUUUUUAAUUUAAAAAUCUGGAAAAAAUGUCAUCAGAACUUUCCAGAAUAAAAUUAUUAUGAGCGUUUUUUUUCUCAAAACCCAUACCUGAAUCCAGAAUUUUCAAGUGGUCUCUUUGUUUUUCAUAAUUGUGUAUAUCUAUAUAUAUAUAUAUAGUGUGUGUGUGGUUGUAACAUAUCUGAAACUGCUGUUCAGGAAUAGUCUAUUAUCAUAUGUUUAUGACAAACAAUACUCUUUAGUUUUCUCCCAAUAUUUUUUAUAGUUUUCCCAAAGUUCCAGCGAACGUCUGAAUGAUUUGGCUUUUAGACUGUACAUACAUUUUGGUGGGUUUUUAUUGAAUACGUUGGUGCAGACCAUAUACAAGAUGUGUAAAGCAAUAUAAUAUAGUGAAACAAUAGUUUUGUCUCAAACUUUAAAGGGCUUCUAGUCCAUUAUUUUAGUAUUGCAUUAUUGCACAUUUUUGGUGCUUCAUACACACACAUAUAUAUCCUGUAUCUGAUUGUAUGUCAAAUUUGCUGGACGCUCACUUACGUUUUUUUUGUUUUUUUAUUGUUCAUGUAGUUUGAACUUGGGGAACUUUUAAAUUAUUUCAAAUCAAUUGUACAGUCUGUGUAUGAUAUAUGUGAAUACAUUCAGUAUAUUGCAGUA
Molecule: messenger RNA, 3619 nt
Organism: Danio aesculapii
Lineage: Eukaryota; Metazoa; Chordata; Actinopteri; Cypriniformes; Danionidae
Gene: phactr2
Product: phosphatase and actin regulator 2
Exons: 13
Coding region: 248-2038 (596 amino acids)
Biological process (GO): actin cytoskeleton organization
Molecular function (GO): actin binding
Source: RefSeq, a predicted model, not a curated record